AACAAUGCGAAGGGGGAGUAGAAAUUUAAAACGUGUUAACAUAUUUUACUAAGAUUCUUCAAGGUUGUAUGUACCCGCUAUCACAACUGGAUGCAGAGAUCUCUUAUUUUUUUAGCUCCCAGGACUGUCUGUGCAGGACUACAAACUCUUAGAACACUUGUUGGGUGUCAGCAACUCUUCAAAGUGUGUAGAUCCUCGCCUGUCUCUUCAUGCUUUGAACAUCAACCUUCACCCAUUUAUGUGUUUAAUUUUUCCAGGGAAAUCUGUAAUUUUUCCUCAGUAUCCCAUAAACACAGGUUCCUCCAAAAGUGUUCUCCCCAGCUUUCCCUGCAUCAGUAUUUCUCCAACGAGCCAGAUAUGGCAGAACAGAGGUUCAUUGUGGAAUACGCCAAACGUGGUACUGCAGGUUGUAAGAAAUGCAAGGACAAAAUCCAGAAGGGCAUAGUGCGUAUAGGGAAGAUUGUGCCAAACCCUUUCAGUGAGUCUGCAGGAGAGAUGAAAGAGUGGUAUCACGUGAAGUGUAUUUUUGAGAAGCUGGAAAGGGCGAGAGCCACCACGAAGAAGAUUGAGGACAUCACAGACCUGGAGGGCUGGGAGGAGCUGCAGGAUGAAGACAAGGAACUCAUUAAUAAACACGUUUCAGACCUGAUGGCCAAGGUCAAUGCAAGUCCGAAGAAGAAGGUGCAGGCCAAGAUGAACACCACUGGCCAGCUGAUGGCUCCUCCCGCUGACCCGUCCGUCAACGCUCCACGCAAGUUUUCAGGCUUCACUGCUGCGAAGGCCGGCACCUCCAGCAGCUCAGGACCAUCAACCCCUUCCCCUGCCAAAGCCAGCCAAGGCAGCCCCCUGUCCUCCCAGCUCUGUGACCCCCAGCACAAGGACUGCCUCUUCAGAGAGUUUCGCAAGCUUUGUGCCACGGUGGCAGAAAACAACAGCUACAAUGUCAAGACACAAAUUAUUGAGAAGUAUCUCAAGAAAGGCUCAGGUGGAGAUAAGUUCCAUGGAGAUCUUUACCUGACAGUGAAACUGCUCUUGCCGGGCGUUGUAAAAAGUGUCUACAACCUCAAUGACAAACAGAUCGUAAAACUCUUCAGUCGCAUAUUCAGAUGCGACCAGGAUGACAUGGUGCGCGAUCUGGAGCAGGGUGAUGUAUCUGAGACAGUGAGGAUGUUCUUCGAUGAGAGCAAAGCAUUUCCUCCAGCUGCCAAGAGCCUGCUGACCAUCCAGGAAGUGGACGCAUCCCUGACCCGCCUCGCCCAGCUGACCAAGGAGGAUGAGCAGCAGACCGAGCUGGAGGAUAUUGCCAAAAAAUGCACCAGUAAUGACCUGAAAUGCAUCAUUCGACUUAUUAAGCAUGACUUGAAGAUGAACUCCGGAGCGAAACACGUCUUGGAUGCUGUGGAUCCAAACGCUUAUGAUGCCUUCAAAGCCUCGCGUAAUCUGGGUGAUGUGAUUGAGCGGGUGUUGAGGAAUCAGCAGGAGGCGUCCAAUGGUUCAGGGCCCAGGAAGCUCCUCACUGUGGAGGCCUCUCUCAUGACCCCCGUUCAGCCCAUGUUGGCAGAAGCGUGUAAAUCCAUAGAGUACGCCAUGAAGAAAUGUCCCAACGGGAUGUACUCUGAGAUCAAGUACGAUGGAGAACGAGUGCAGGUCCAUAAGAACGGAGACAACUUCAGCUACUUCAGCCGCAGCCUCAAGCCGGUGUUACCGCACAAAGUGGCCCAUUUCAAAGACUACAUCCCUCAGGCUUUUCCCGGCGGCCACAGUAUGAUAUUGGAUGCUGAAGUCCUCCUAAUUGACACAAAGACCAGUAAACCCCUGCCUUUUGGGACCCUGGGUGUACACAAGAAAGCAGCGUUUCAAGAUGCCAAAGUGUGCCUUUUUGUUUUCGACUGUAUCUACUUCAAUGGCGUGAGUCUCAUGGAGAGGCCGCUGCGUGAACGCAGGAAGUUCCUACAUGACAACAUGGUGGAAGUUACCAACAGGAUCCUGUUCUCAGAGAUGAAGCAUGUCACUAGGGCGGGAGACCUGGCUGAUAUGAUAACUCGUGUCAUCAGAGAGGGACUUGAAGGCCUGGUGCUAAAAGACAUAAAGGGCACCUAUGAACCAGGAAAGCGCCACUGGCUGAAGGUGAAGAAGGACUAUUUGAACGAAGGCGCGAUGGCAGACACGGCUGAUCUGGUGGUGCUGGGGGCCUUCUAUGGAAAAGGCUCAAACGGGGGCAUCAUGUCCAGUUUCCUAAUGGGCUGUUACGACCCGGACUCGAAGAAAUGGUGCACAGUCACCAAGUGCUCUGGAGGCUACGAUGACGCCACCCUGGCCAGGCUCCAGAAGGAGCUGGAUGUGAUCAAAAUCAGCAAGGAACCAAGCAAAAUCCCAGGCUGGUUGAAAAUCAUCAAGAACUAUUAUCCAGAUUUCAUUAUCCGUGAUCCUGAGCAAGCACCUGUCUGGGAGAUCACAGGCGCUGAGUUCUCCAAAUCAGAAAUGCACACAGCCGAUGGCAUCUCUAUCCGCUUUCCCCGCAUGACGCGCAUCCGUGAUGACAAGGACUGGAAGAGUGCCACCAACUUGCACCAGCUUAAAGAGCUGUAUCGCAUAUCAAAGGAGAACUGUGACUUUAAAGUGACAGCUGGACCGUCUACAUCCAACGAUGACAAGGGCUCGUCAGGAGGGGACAGCGGAGGAAACUCGCCGUCGCCCUCGUCCCAGCGAGGCGCCCCUCCCAAGAAAGCCAGCAACAGCACGCCACCCAAACCAAAGGCGGUGAAAUCCCAGCCUCGCACUCCAGCCUCAGAAGCACCCGCUCCCAAGAAGGUGAAGAAGAGCGAAAGUGUUCACAGCAACGGACAACAAAACAAAACAAAGGCAACUUCUCAACUGCUGCAGCCAAGGAAUGACAAGACUCUGAUGGACAUCUUCAGCGGGGUGAAGCUCUUCAUGCCCAUCUCAGUGCAGGACUUUGACAAGCUGAGGCGGUACUUUGUGGCGUAUGACGGAGACCUCGUCCCGGACUACGACACCACCUCAGCCACACACACUCUGGCUGAACCUGAAGAAGACAGCCAGGCCCAGAGAGUCACACCCAGCUGGAUCUGGGAAUGUAUCCGCAAGAGGCGCGUCGUACCUCCCUGUUAAUUUAAAACAAACAAACAAAAAACAACAGUGUUUACCUCUACUACACAUCAGUGUGACUUAACUUUAUGCAUGUCAAACCAUACGAACAGGGCUAAUCUUUAUGGGUUAGAUUACGUGACACUAGACACUGUGUCCAUGGGAUUUACACACUGCUCUCACUUUUAUUUUUUCCCUUUGUGUUUUGUACACUUGCAAACCAGCAGGGGCCACAUUCAGUACACAUUCACUUUUGGAGUUUCAAUUUUUUUUUUUCUUUUUGCCAAUUUCAGGUAAUGGAAAAAUAGUGAAUCCUGGUGAUAGAUGUAGUUUUUUGUAAGAAUGACAUGAAAGAAUGAAAUGCAUUUUACAUAAAAAUCAUGUAACAUAAAAUUACAAUACAGACAGUUGAACUAAAAGACGGGUGUGUAGGAUUUAGGGAGAUCUAUUGUCAGAAAUAGAAUAAUAUUCAUAAUUACGUUGUCAUUAGUGUACAAUCACCUGAAAUUAUGAAUCGCUGUGUUUUCAUUGGCUUAGAAUGAGCCCGUUAUAUCUACAUAGCACUCCAUGUUUCUACAGAACGGACAAAACAAACACUGGCUCUAGAGAGAGGGCAUUUUGUGUUUUUAUGUCACCUGAAGGCCACUGUAGAUUUUCUUGUAUGAUUGGA
This is a messenger RNA of Seriola dumerili (greater amberjack), 3778 nucleotides long. It is a transcript of the gene lig3, whose product is annotated as DNA ligase 3. The transcript is spliced from 21 exons. NCBI's taxonomy places the organism in Eukaryota, Metazoa, Chordata, Actinopteri, Carangiformes, Carangidae. Gene Ontology annotation, molecular function: DNA ligase (ATP) activity; DNA binding; zinc ion binding. The coding region runs from base 91 to 3132 and encodes 1013 amino acids. The record is from RefSeq and is a predicted model, not a curated record. Gene Ontology annotation, biological process: DNA biosynthetic process; double-strand break repair via alternative nonhomologous end joining; mitochondrial DNA repair. Gene Ontology annotation, cellular component: DNA ligase III-XRCC1 complex.